CCCUUCUUCUCUGACUCUUGCCCCCCUCCUUCUGCUGCUCCCCCACAGCCGCCCCUGGGCUCUGGGGGGAGCAGGUGGGCAGGGGACUGAGAGGCCGCAGCAGCUGGGCCUGGGACCUCUCAGCUGCCUUCUGACUUCCCCACGGGGGUGACGCCAAUUCCCAGCAGCCGAGCGGCUGGAGCCCGGGUGCUGACCCAAGGGGGCACCAGGGGCCUGGCGGUUCAAGCCGGGUUCAAGCAGUUCAAGCUCCCUGUGCCCAAAGCAGAGGGUGGGGAUGAAACUGAGGCAAGGGACCAGCUCGGGGGCAGCUGCAGGGACGCACGGUGAGGAGCCCAGAUUUGGGGUCCGGGCUCCGUUCUGCCAUGGGGUGUGCGUGAUGCGGGGCGGGGCGAUGUGGGAUUGUGUCUGUGUCGGGUGCUUAAUAACGCCCCAUAGCCCCAUGGUCUUCCCUUCAGCAGCUCUUGAAGUGCUCUGCAAAGGAAAUCGGGAUCAUUAACCCCAUGGCACAGGACACUUUCCUGCUGAGGUCUGGGACGCCAGCCCGGGGCAGAGAUGGCAGAGAGCGCGUGCUGCAAGCUCGUAGAGUAUUUGAACGAUCUAGAGGCGCGGGAGUUCAAGAUGUUCAAGUUUUGCCUGGAGAACUAUCCCCUGGAAGACGGCUACAAGCGCAUCCCCCGCUCCAAGACAGAGGCGGCCGACACGAUGGACAUAGCUCGAGCCAUGGUCCAGGCUUACCAGGAGCCCAGGGCUCUGCAAAUGGCCGUGAAGAUAUUGGACGGCAUUAGCCGGAAGGAUCUGUCACAAAGGAUCCAAAACGACAUGCCGGAGGUUUUCUGUCAGAUGCCAGAGCCGGCUGGCGUGAGCGAGGAUGACGAAAAUGACCAGGAGGAGGAGCUGAUCUCGGAUAUGUGCGGAACCAAGAAGAAAGUGGAGGUGAAGCUGGAUCCCAACACCGCGUUCCCCACUCUGCUGAUCUCCCAAGACCAGAAAAGCGUGAGGCUCGGGGACCGCCCCCAGUACCUUCCCAACAACUCCGAGCGUUUUGAUUUCCGGCCCUGCGUGCUGGGCGCCCCGGGCAUCACUAGGGGGCAGCUGGACUGGGUAGUGGAUGUGGGUGCCGGGAAAGGCUGGAUCGUUGGCGCCGCCCGGGAGUCGGUGGAGAGGAAGGGGCAUCUCUACAUAACGGCCGAGCAGGGGUUCUGGGGGCUGGAGUUUAACAAUGGGGAAUACCAGGCACUCAGCACCCCUAAUACGACGCUUUUCCUACGGGCGCCUCUGCGCAGGAUCAAGGUGCAUCUAGACUAUAUCCGUGGACAACUCUCCUUCUACGACACCAUGGAGCACAUCUUCACCUUCAACUACCCCUUCUCCGAGAAGAUGUUCCCCUUCUUCUUGACCUGGGACACGGACGUCCCACUCCAGCUCUGCCCAUGUGACUGAGAGCGCCUCCCCAGCUCACGUUUUGCAAGAGGAGGGAUGUUAAACUCUGGUGCCUGGCCAAAAUUCCAGCCCUGGGAAUGACCCGCUGCCACCUGCCUACGUACUUCCACUUUCACUUUCCAGUCCUGUCCGGACCGGGUGUGUAGCCUCCUCGACUGUCUCGCGUGACUUUGUCAGAUGAUAUUUUGUGUUUCUUGACGUCUCCAGCUCUAGGAGCCAAGUUUUUUUGGUGGGAAUCUGUGCUUUCAUUAAAAAAAAAAAGGAACUAGUUUUCUAGCCCUUUGGGUUGCGGAGAAAACCUGUGACAACCUGACCCUAGAAAGGUCAAAACCCAGAAGGCAAAUGUGAAAAAAACCCUUCAAGGUUUAUUACCGUAUUUGUAAAAUCUUGUGAUUUUUUUUUUCAAGCCAAUCUAAUUCAGAGGGACUUUCAAGCCAGCAAACUCACCGGUAUCGCUGGGAACCUCAUGGACUUUGAAGUCUGUGUAUAUGUGAUUGCUUUACCAUUUAACAGCUCUCUUCUUCUUUCUUUUUUCUUGAUAAUAAACCUUUAGUUUUAGACACUGAAGGACUGGCUGGCAGGGUGGUAUGUUGGGUAAGAUCCAAACCUCGGGUGACAUGGCCGAGCCUUUAGGUUCAGAAGAACAGUUUGUAGAGUGAGCAGAGUUUUUAAAUAACUUCUCCCUGUACAGGACCUAGGAGCUGAUUGGGAGCCAGAGACGGGAAUGCAGUAAAGGGGGCUGUGUGGUUCCUCUUUUUGCUUCUUGAUAACCAGGGUGGGGGAUCAGAUGCACAGUUUGUGACUGGUUGGGAGAUUUAACGUCAGCAUUACCCACCAGUCUUGGGAGGAUCUGCUCUCCCUUUGCAGCCUGCCCUGACCUUGGCAUUUCCAGUGAGGGCUGCCCCAGGCACGCUGGGUCACACAACAUUUUUGCUUUCUACAUUUAAAAAAAAAAAAAUUUCUUGAGAAAAUGGAACAUUUUGGGUUUUCAGCCAAAAUUUUCAGGUUUGGUAACUAUGGGGCUGAGCGUUUUUGGCAAAAAGUUUUGGUUUUCUGAAGAAAUAUU
Mauremys reevesii (Reeves's turtle) is the source of this 2506-nucleotide messenger RNA. Its product is annotated as E3 ubiquitin-protein ligase TRIM7-like. The coding region runs from base 553 to 1440 and encodes 295 amino acids. The transcript is spliced from 4 exons. Gene Ontology annotation, molecular function: protein binding. Lineage: Eukaryota; Metazoa; Chordata; Testudines; Geoemydidae. The record is from RefSeq and is a predicted model, not a curated record.